CAACAUCUUCAAUUAAUACACUUUAACGAAAGACAAUCAUUAUGGCCGCUGAACAGAGAAAGCUGCUCGAGCAGCUCAUGGGCGCAUCCUCGACAUCCCGCGCUGCUCAGCUCUCCCUAACAGACCCCAAAGUCUGCCGCUCCUACCUCGCAGGAACCUGUCCUCACGACUUGUUCACGAACACAAAACAAGACAUUGGUCCCUGUCCAAAGGUACACAAUGAGGGAUUGAAAACCGAGUACGAGGCCCUAUCAGAUCGAGAGAAGCAGAAAUAUGGAUUCGAGUACGAUUAUAUGCGCGAUCUGCAAAAGUACAUCGAUGAUUGCAACCGACGAAUCGAUGCUGCGCAGCGGCGAUUGGAGAAGACGCCUGAUGAGAUUCGACAAACCAGUGUCCUACUCAAAAGCAUAUCUGAGCUCACAGACUCCAUCAACAACGGCCUCCUCGAAGUCGAAGUCCUCGGUUCCAUGGGCGAAGUCUCCCGCGCACAAGACGAGCUGUUCCGCGUCCGUCAAGCCAGCCAAUCUAAAGCCGACCGCGAAAAGGAGCUCAAAGCUCUUUCCGACACAUCAGGUCCUUCAGGUCAUCAAAAGCUCCAAGUCUGCGAUGUCUGUGGUGCCUACCUCAGUAGACUUGAUAACGAUCGUCGCCUCGCCGAUCACUUUUACGGAAAGAUGCACUUAGGAUAUGCGCAGAUGCGAAAGACCUACGAUGCGUUUCCCAAGGAGAUGAAGGGUCGCUCGAGGGCGCCCAUGGACGACGAUGGUCCUGGUAUGGGCGGACCUAGAGGGCCCCGUGGCUCAGGAGGGUACAGGAGUGGUCGCGGUGGAAGGGGAUACAGAGGAGGAUGGUAGUUUACGACUAAUAUUUGCUUACUGGGUACGGAUAGUAUCAAGGCGUUGGGGCGCUGCAUAAAAUAGAUGGAAAUUGAGAAAGAAAGAGUUGGUUUGGGGAGCAUGGAUGCCAAUACCCUUUCUAGACCGCGCAGCUCAGCGAUUGAGCGAACGAAAACGUAGAAGUUUUACAAUCUCG
Messenger RNA from Fusarium graminearum PH-1, 1032 nucleotides. RefSeq lists its product as uncharacterized. Gene Ontology annotation, biological process: mRNA splice site recognition. Gene Ontology annotation, molecular function: mRNA binding. Bases 78 to 854 code for a protein of 258 amino acids. The transcript has 2 exons. Gene Ontology annotation, cellular component: U2-type prespliceosome; U1 snRNP. The record is from RefSeq and is a predicted model, not a curated record. Lineage: Eukaryota; Fungi; Ascomycota; Sordariomycetes; Hypocreales; Nectriaceae.